Amphimedon queenslandica is the source of this 553-nucleotide messenger RNA. RefSeq lists its product as uncharacterized. Bases 94 to 516 code for a protein of 140 amino acids. Lineage: Eukaryota; Metazoa; Porifera; Demospongiae; Haplosclerida; Niphatidae. The transcript is spliced from 4 exons. The record is from RefSeq and is a predicted model, not a curated record.
AGAAAGUUUGCCUGAUUUGAACAGCACAGAUUGCUAAUCUAACUUGACUAUUCUCUAGCUAUAACAGAGCCGGAUUGAAAACAAUCAAUCAAAAUGGCAAAUUUAAAUGAAGGCCCUCAGUUCAAAUCUAAAAUAAUCAUGAAUGACACAAUACUUGGGCACAGAAAUGGUGAAUUUGCAAGAUUGUAUCCCCUUUUGCCAGAUCAAGACCAGGAUCUACAAUCUGAAAGGGAAUGGAUAUUGACACAAGCGAGCAACGGUGGUUUUAUAAUUCAUACUUCAACUAGCAAUGAUGGCUACCACUGGAAGUUUGACAGAGAUGAUGAAAGAGUGUAUCUGGAAAGCAAUGCCGAUUAUAACAACAUGGCAAAUUGUGCCUUUCAAUUUCAACAGAAUCAAAUAUCUCCCUUGCAAUGCACAGAUCUCCAUGUUUGUCAUCUUCAAGAAACAUCAAGCUGUGAACUUACCUUAACUGAAAAGAACAAUAACUUGACAUAUUUUCAGAUAGCAUCUUAAUUUUAAAAAUAGCUUUUGUUUAUUAUUUUAAAUAAAA